Messenger RNA from Micropterus salmoides (largemouth bass), 7489 nucleotides. RefSeq lists its product as uncharacterized. The record is from RefSeq and is a predicted model, not a curated record. Bases 729 to 3449 code for a protein of 906 amino acids. Gene Ontology annotation, molecular function: protein binding; histone demethylase activity; zinc ion binding. Gene Ontology annotation, biological process: protein demethylation; regulation of transcription by RNA polymerase II. Lineage: Eukaryota; Metazoa; Chordata; Actinopteri; Centrarchiformes; Centrarchidae. The transcript is spliced from 11 exons.
CUUCUUCCUGCGAGGCAAAAUGGAGCGCGGCAGGCGAUCCGUAGUCACCUGCGUGAUGUAAUCGAUGCGGGGGGUUAAACGCGCCCGCAUCGAUUGCCGACUGACUCACAACACCGAACAGAAUCACGCACAGCCCCGCAGCCAGGCGCCAACACAAUAGGCACGGAGAACAAUAGCCGCGCGCUGCCCUUUAUCCACAAUAUUCAUUUUAAUGAUCAGCGGGGCCUAGUUCCUGCGGAGGGUUAUCACCGUGUGUGGAUUAAAAACACUGCGCUGCCGUUACAAUGAGCCAUUUUAGGUGUUUUGCGGCCCCCCGGGAGGACGGGAGGAGCACGCUGUAAGGGGGGAGAGAGGGGGGAGAGAGAGAGCGAGAGAGAGAGCGAGAGAGCGAGAGAGCGAGGGGAGUGAAUGGGCACGACUCCGGCAGCAGCACUGCGCCCUUCACUUUAUCGAUAUCGAUCAGUUUGGUAAUCGAGACAUUUUGCAGCCACAGCAGCGGGACCGCGACGCUAGCCCGGGAGCUAGCCGGAGCACCGGGAGCUACAGCGAUGGGACGCGUGUGAAGCAGCCCGGGAGCCGAGCAGCAGCCUGGCGGAGAAAGAAACAAGGAAGCGGACGGCUAGCUGCGCUAAACCGAAGCUAACGUUGGGCUAACUGUUAGCUAAUCUUAUUUCUAAUGAGCCACCAAGGAGUAUGCGACCUGAUACGAAGAGCUGACUUGUUCGGGGAUGUCGGGCAGUAAGGCGCUGGGCGGCGGGGCUGGCGGUGGGGCGCGGCGCAGGCGGACGCGGUGCCGGCGCUGCCAGGCCUGCAUGAGGACCGAGUGUGGGGAGUGCCACUUCUGUAAGGACAUGAAGAAGUUCGGAGGGCCCGGCCGGAUGAAGCAGUCCUGCCUCCUGAGACAGUGCACGGCGCCUGUGCUGCCUCACACGGCAGUGUGCUUUGCGUGCGGCGAAGCAGGGAAGGAGGACACAGUGGACUCUGAGGAGGAGAAGUUCAGCCUCUCUCUGAUGGAGUGCACCAUCUGCAACGAGAUCAUCCACCCCAGCUGUCUGAAGAUGGGGAAAGCUGAAGGAAUCAUCAAUGAUGAGAUCCCGAACUGCUGGGAGUGUCCCAAGUGCCACAAAGAGGGCAAGACCAGUAAGGACCAGGCGGACGGCUCGGGGAAGCGCAGGCUGGAUAACGGCGAGGUGGGCCGCUGGAAGCUGACAGACGACCCUCCCCCUAAGAAGAAGGCCCCGCCCUCCCUGGAGGAGGGGGGGAGGUCGGAGGGGGGGCACAAGAGGAAGAAGGAGAAGGAGCUGCCUCAGGACAGCGGCCCCAAGAAGAAGAUGAAGGGCGCCCACGAGAAACGCCUCAAAAAGAAACCCAAACAGGAGGCGGCGGAGUCCAACGGCCCCACCUCCUCCGGAGGAGCAGGAGGACCACAGGGCUCCUCUUCUACUACUUCUUCUUCUUCUCAGCCUGGGGGGGCGGGGGGUGGGGGAGGAGGAGGAGGUGCAGGGGGGACGUCGAGCGCAGACCAGCGCUCCCAUCACAGGGAGAAACUGGAGCGCUUCAAGAGGAUGUGUCUGCUGGAGCGCCGGCCCGAGUCCUCGUCCUCGUCCUCCUCCAGCUCCGAGUCCGACUCCGAGUCCGACUCUGACGACUCCCUGAGGGGGGAGCAGGCGGGAGGAGGCUCCUCGCCUUCGUCCUCCUCCCCUGCCCCGCCUCCUCCUGUCGUCUACGGCAACAGCAGCGGGGGGCGGGCGGACAGAGAGAGGAGUCGCAGCGAGCGGGAGAGAGAGAGGGAGAGGGAGCGGCGCCUGGCCGAGCUGGGCUUCAGCGCCAGCGAGGACUCGGAGGGCGAGGGGGGGAGGGGGGAGGAGGAGGCACGGGAGGAGGAGCAGGGAGGCGGGGAGAAGGCUCGGCGGCGAGGAGGAGAGGCGGGGCUACCUCAGCGAGGAAGGAAAGGAGGACUGCUGGACGGAGAAGAGGAGGACACGCCCACCUCUGACAGGACCAGGAAAAACUCCGCCUCCCUCCCGCCGCCCUCACCCCUCUCCUCCAAUCAGAUGCCUCCGUCCUCGCAGCACGAGGGCUUCACAGGGAAGCAGCGCAGCAAUGGACAGGAGGCGCGCAACGGGCGGACACGAGGAGGGACGGGAGGGGGGAGGGAGGGAGGGGAGAAGGAGAACGCCAGCGGUGUUCUGACCAAUCACAGACACAGUGGGGGAGGAGGGGGCGGGACCAAAGGCAGCCGCGGCAACAAGAUCCGUAGCAACAGUAAGAACCAGACGUCCAGAAACACCUCCUCCUCUUCCUCCUCCAUCCCCACCUCUAACGGGGGAGGAGGGGGAGGCCCGGGCGGUGGCCUGAUGAUGUCAGCAAUGGCGGCGUCCCCCUGCUCGCAGCCGUCCCGCCUGGCCCCGCGCUCUCAGUUGAUGAAGCGCAGCCCGCCGGCCGUGCCCUCGCCCCCCCGGCCCGUCCAGAUGGAGCGGCACCUGGUGCGCCCUCCCCCCACCUGCCCCGAGCCCAGCUGCCUGCCGCUGGACUCUGGCUCGUCCCACAUCAUGACACGUGACGUGUGGCUCCGAGUGUUCACACACCUGAGCCAGAGAGAGCUGUGCGUCUGCAUGAGAGUGUGCCGCACCUGGAGCCGCUGGUGUUGUGACAAGAGGCUGUGGACGCAGAUCGAUCUGAGCCGGCAGCGCUCCAUCACCCCCCCCAUGCUGAGUGGGAUCAUCCGCCGACAGCCCGUCUCCCUGAACCUGGGUUACACCAACAUCUCCAAGAAACAGCUGAUGUGGCUCAUCAACCGCUUACAAGGUCUGCUGGAGCUGAAUGUAUCUGGGUGUCCGUGGUCGGCGGUCUCCGCUCUGUGUCAGGCCGUCUGUCCCUGUCUGAAGCUGCUGGACCUCAGCAGAGUGGAGGACCUCAAAGACUCGCACCUGAGAGAGCUGCUGGCCCCCCCACCUGACACCAGGACAGCUCACGGUGAGACCAGAGUGGGGCGUUUCCAGAACGUGACGGAGCUGCGGUUGGCCGGUCUGGACCUGUCGGACGCGUCGUCUCGCCUGCUGGUGCGUUACGUUCCUCACCUGACCAGGUUAGACCUGAGUCAGUGCGGGAACAUCACCGACCAGACGGUGCACACCCUCUCCUCCCCCAUCUCCCCCCUGAGAGAGAGCCUCGCCCACAUCAACCUGGCAGGUUGUGUGAAGGUGACGGAGCAGUGUGUCCCGUUGCUGCGGCGCUGCACCUCCCUGCAGACGGUCGACCUGCGCUCCUGCUCCCUCCUCUCCUCCGAGACCGGACAGCUGCUCUCCUUCCCCUCCCACGCCUCUGCCGCCGCCUCCUCCUCUUCCUCCACCUCCGCUACAACCACCACCACCACCACGGCCGCUGCUUCCUCCUCCUCCUCCACGUCCUGUCCUUCUGAAGACAGAACGCUACUAAAGAACAGCUAAACUCCGCCUCCACGUCAUGUGAUACUUGAGUCAAAGGUCCAGACGGCCUACAAGCCCCGCCUCCCACUUCAAUACACUACAGACAGGUGAGGAAGAGGAGGAGAAGGAGGAGGAGGGACCUGUGCAACACUCUCCUGACGUUACAUUGAAUACAGCGACCACAGAAGAAGAAGAGGAGGAACACAUGUUGGGAAAGUUGUGGGUGAUAGUUAAAAAAUAGAAACCCUGAGCAUGUACAUAUUUGUUCUCUGUACAAUUUUGGGUGUGUGUAUAUAUCUGUAGUUUACUGUAAAUGACCCCCCCGCUGCCCGCCAACACUCCUCCCUCCCUCCCUCCCUCCUUCAUUCCUUCCGUCCUUCCACCCUACGACCAAUCAUCAUCACGCCAGGCGUCCACCUGCUCGCCGGUCGCUGCCCAACAGGGAGAAGAUCAGCACUUGGUGUCGUCCAGCUUUAGUUGCUGUGGUUACACGCACAGGAAGUCGGGAGCUCGCAGGCUCGUCUCUGACGUGUGCGUCUCCUGCAGAGUGUCGGUCAGGAGCUAGGCUAACAGUUCUUUGUGCUAAGCUAGGCUAACGCAUCUGUGUCUCUGAACCGGUGUCCGUUGUCCUCUGACGGAGCGCCUUUCAAUGUUCAGUUGUCGCUCUAAAAAAAAAAAUAAAUAAAUAAAAAUCCGUCUUUUCUGCAUGAAGUCUGGUACGAUUCAGAGCGCCUGUGCAGUUUACCCAUAACACCCCUCUCUCUCUCCACAGAAGGAUCGUUCCUGCCUUAAACUGGACAGACUGCGUUAGUAUCACACGUCGUUACUUCCCGUGAGUCGCUUCAGAAACCCAAAGAGAUUCAGUUUCAGAAGCUGAACCGUCCAAACGACUUUAACCACUGAUCAGAUGGCCGCCAGUCGUCUUCUGUGAUCAGGUCUGAGGACACGAGCGGCUGGAACCAGUCUAGGGCUGCAGUUAUUUUCUCGAUUAAUCGAUUAGUUGUUCAUCAAUGUUUUUUUUAGAGCCUAAGAAGACGUCUUUUUCUGUCCCAAAUAUUUUCACUUUGCUGUCUCGGAGGAGCAAAGAAACCAGGAAAUAUUCAGAUUUAACAAGCUGGAAUCAGAGAAACUUUAAAAAGGACUCUUAAUCGAUUAAUCGACUUGUCGCUGCAGCUCUGAACCGGCCAGCCAGCCAAGUUGUUACCACGCCUGCUGCGUCAUCGUUCAUUCAUUCUCACGCUGGUGAGAGAACUUUCUGUUUCAGUGUCGGAUCAUAGUGAAUGUACAGCUGCGUCAGUGUUACCUGGGUGAGCCUGGGGGUGUAAACCAGCCAGCAGCACAGUCGGUGUGAACAGCACUGAUCACCUUAAUGGAGAACUGAUUAUUGAUCGUGACUCUGAGCAGAGCUUGACAGCUGCCUGUGCUGAGCUCUGACAUCCAGCGGGUUGUUAACUUCACCUCUUCGCGUUUAGAUUUCCGCUCCUGGUCAGUAAACGGCUUGGAACCCGGAGCUGCUGGAAGCUGGACCCUCUUGACGGCGCUAGGCUAGCUGUUUCCCCCUGCUUCCAGUCUUUGUGCUAAGCUAAGCUAACCAGGAACGUCAGAAACCGGCGGCUUCAGAUCUGUUUGUUUUCUGGGCGUCGCAGGUGGAGGUCGUUCAGGGGUGUGUGUGUGUGUGUGCGUGUGCGUGUGCGCGUGUGUGCGUGUGCGCGAGAGCCUCAGUGUCUUCAACAUUCGCCUCGAUCAUUCAUGUCCCCCUCUUAUGUUUUGUUGGCUCCACCCCCUCCGCCGCCCGCCCGAUCAGAAGCGAUUGAUCAUGUUUUCUCAGGAGUAUUUUUUUCUUAGUUUCUCUUAAAGUCAGGUGUUUUUAAUUUAUUCUGGUGCCACAGCAGCGCUCCCAUCCAGUGCACACAUUCCUGCAGAAACAGUGUUUCACGCUGCUUUUGUUACUGACUCUGUUUCAUGUUUGUUUUCCAAAAUCUGCAUUGUUAAAAUCACAUCGACGAAUUGGAAACUGUUCGCUGUGGACGAUUGUUUCCGCCAGGAGAAGAAGACGACGACACAGUCGGAAAUAAUAAAGGCAGAAAAGCUGAUGGAUAAUUAUGAGAUGUCAUGUUUUUACAUCUCAGGUCAUAAUCUUAAAAGAAAAUUUUGUCUGUCUUUAAUACAUUCUGAUCUAAUCUGGACUGAGAAUCUUAUUAUUCUGAUUUAUGAAAGGUAAAAUCGACAGACACUCGAGUCAGACACAUUUUCCCAUCAUCUGGAUUUUCCAUCUCAUAAUUAUUAUUUCACAUUAAGAGCAUUUGCUUCUUCUAAUUUUUUUUAAAUCUGUGUUUUCUUGGCUUAAAUGGCCGUCUGUAGUUUUUCUCAGGAGCCUCUCUUAUGAAAAAUCUUGUCGGGAUCAAAGUUUGGUGUCGCAGAAAAAGCAAGAAAUCAAUGCAAAGUUACUGAUUUUUAUGAUUAGAAUCAGCAGAUUUUGGUCGUAAAGACAAACGGAUGUUUUCAUAAAUGACGCCCUGAUGUUUCUGAUGAAGAGCAGAUUCCUGUCUUCACCUCAGCACUGAUGUUUGUUUCAUGUAUGAACUGUGGGGGGGAAAUGUUAUCAUAUUUCAUAUUGUUGUAUUUUCAGAUGCACACGACAAAUCAAACAGCCAAACGUAUACAGUUAUUAUAACGAAAGAAUACUGAAUAUUAGUUUUGUCAGGGUAGAGUUCAGUAGAUUGGUCGCCUUGUGCCGGCUAGCAUGUUGGUUGGCGUGUUCAACGUUAGCUGCACAGGAUCAUGUUAGCGUCACAGUUUUCAUAUAAGCUAGCUGUCACAGGUAUUGUCGCGUUACCUUUGCUGCACUGUUCUCCGAGAAAAACGUAUAACAUAAUCUAUUGAGGCGAGAGCGGGAAAACCCCCGGUAAAACCAGCUAGCUAAUAUUAUCGAGCAAGCUAAUUAAGAUUUACUUCUAACGAGCUAACAUUUUAGCUCAUUAGUAUGCUAGGUAGAAACUCUGGCUUGUUACAUGUCAGCUCUUUUACAUGUUUACAGCGUGCUGGUUUUAUUGUUCAACUCGUUAAUUGAAAUAAUAAAACCUGAUAACAACAAAUAAGUAAAACGAAUUCUGAUUGGGGGAAAACUGCCGACUCAUUGUCUUGCAUCGCUAGCUGACGUUUGCUAGCUAGCUAGCUAGCAGGUGUUAGUCCGCUACAGAACAAGCUGUCGUUACAUCUUUGUAAACUUCAUCUAUUCAGGUUUCGGGCCACAACUUGUGAGGCACGUUUCUCACCGUUAUCAGACACUUGCUGACUAAUUGAUCAUUGAUUACAGCCCUGAUUCUUGUUGAUAAAACGUGUAGCAGUGCAGUAGAGGUGAUGUGUCCUUUAUGCUAGCUGGUGGAGGUGUUGGACCUGCUGUCGUCCAGGAAAUAAAGUGUUAGAUCAGUUUUAAACCGCCAUGAUGUCGUGCUGCCCGCCAGCCAAACGCCUUGUUGUGCCAUAAACACACCAGAUCAAUGUUUCUGAAUGGGUCAGUUUUUAUAUUUUAUUUUUUUGUAUUCUGUUGUGAUUUACUUGUUUGUUUUGUUUGUUUGUUUGUUUUUUACUGUGACUGUAACGCGGGAGCAUCGAUGCCUCGCGCUCUCUGAUGCAUAUCUUUAAACUUCAUCUAGCAACAAGCGAGGAGAUCAAAUCUGAUUGGACGAUAAUCCCUUGACUUCUGAAAGCUCUUAUCCAAUCAGAUGCCCGGACACAUCUCCCCGUCUCUGUCUUAGUAAAACGUGUCUUUAUCGAUGUUUUAAAGAUUCACUGGAUCAUCUUCAUCCUCACCUUUUUGCCAAAUGUGGUUUUUGUUGUGAAAAGGGGCAUUUUUAUCCCGUGUUUUUCUCUGUUUUGCUUUUUGUUCUGUUUUUAUACUUUGUCCAUGACUCUUCCUUUGUGUUGUUGGAGAAAAAAAAAAAUGAGGAAGAUGUUGGAACAAAAAGUAAAAAGACACAAAAAGACCAACUCAAGGCAGCUACGUAUGAGUGACUACUGUAAAAUGACUAACUAAUAAAGAAGCAAUGGGUUUGUUUUUA